Messenger RNA from Morone saxatilis (striped sea-bass), 2211 nucleotides. RefSeq names its product TANK-binding kinase 1-binding protein 1-like. The record is from RefSeq and is a predicted model, not a curated record. Bases 1 to 1902 code for a protein of 633 amino acids. Lineage: Eukaryota; Metazoa; Chordata; Actinopteri; Moronidae. Gene Ontology annotation, cellular component: cytoplasm. Gene Ontology annotation, biological process: canonical NF-kappaB signal transduction. The transcript is spliced from 12 exons.
AUGAUGGAUCUAUUCCGCAGAGGAGAGCUCGGGCUGCUGGGAGGAGGAGAGGGGCUGAGAGAUGAUGUGAGCGUCUCCGGGAUCAGCUGGUCGGCCAAUCGGCUGCCGGAGGAUAUGUACCCGGCGUCAGGAUUGGCCCUGGCUGCCGCCUAUCAUGACAUCAAAACCCGACUGGCCAGUCUGGAGAGGGAGAACAGCAGCAUCAAGAGGAAGCUCAAACACUACGAGGUCAAGUUUCCUAUGAUCAGUGAAUUUGGAGAGGAGAGGACACUGUGCUGUUCCUGUGAGCCCAUCAUUAAGGACACCAGUGUAAUCCAAUCAGAGACCACCAACCUACAGCAGAGGAUCAACUCUCUCACUCAGGAGCUCCAGAAGAGUAAGGAGAGAGAGGAGAGGUUGGAGGAAGUCAUCCAGGCUUAUGAGAAGAUUCACUUGGAGAAAAGCAACGUCCAGAGAGACCUAGAUAAGAUGACGACUCUGGCAGAGCAGCAUGUGGAGCGGAUCUGCAGUCUGGAGUCGGCUCUCAGACAGAGAGAAACUUCCCUUCAGAAACUCAGCGCUCAACUCCGCAGCAAAGACGCUCAUCAGUCUCAACUCCACGCCAGCCUGGAUGUACCCAGAGAGGGCCGUGGGCCGACGCUGCAGAGCUCCCGCAGUCUGGACGCCCUGUCAGACCUGAAGCUGCAGCGACUGGAGGCCGAGCUGGAGGGGGCACGGCACCAGGCAGAGGGAGCCUGUCAGAGGGAGAAGGAGCUGAGGGCCGAGCUUCAGAGGCUGCAGCAGGAGGUAGCCCAGCUACAGGAGGCACAGAGACAGUCACAGGACUUGUCCCCACACUGUGAGCACUGUGACGUAGAGUGGAUAAAGAAAGCCGGGGACGAACAGGUGAACCUAGCGUUGGCCUACACUGAGCUAACAGAGGAGUUGGGUCGUGUUCGCAGUCUGACUGUGAAACAGAGUGACCUUCUGCGGCAGGUCUCACAGGAGCCUGUUUCCCGUCCUCCCCCUGCUCCUCAGCGUCUCUCCCCCACCUCCCCCCAGCGCCCCUCCCUCUCCCCUGACAGGCUCCUCCCAGCCCCCUCUCCUCCUCUGUCGCCAAACGACGGCCCCGCCUCCUUCUCCCAUCAGCCAACCAGCAGCCGUCUACGAGCAAAAUUUCAGGGUCGCCGUAGUUACUCGGAGGUAUCUGACCCGUCUGCCAUCCACAGACCCUCAGCUCGCCUGAUGAGGGAUCCAGUAUCCACUCUUCCCAAGCCCAGGCCCCUCCUGGGGGAGACGCAGGGUUACGGCCAAUCCAAAUCUCAGCUCCGUGCCUCCUUGGUGGGGCUGGUCAGACCAGCCUCGGCUCAUGGAGCUGGAGGGGAGAGAGGAGGAGGAGGGGGAGGAGAGAGAGGUGGGGGCAGCAGUCUGAGCAGUAGUCCUCAUCACUGUGCUCUGGACCUGGGCUUCCCUCUGGCUGCUGAGGUACAUCACUUCUGUCGCCUUGACAACCCGCCUGAGCCCACCCCACUGGUGACACCGCCGCAGUCUUCUGAUGAUGAAGAGGAUGUGUGUACGUAUCUAUCGCCGGCUGCCAGCCCGCCACGAACACUCGGCGCAAUUGGGAUUGGCUCAUCGUCGCCUAGGGACCAGCCCCUACACCCCUCGUUCCCAUCUCCCAGGAAACAACCCCACCAUCCCUCCUUCUCUGCCCCUGAGGGUCCUGCAACCCUUUCCUGCCAUCUGCCUCCCUACAUGAACAAUGAGCAUGCUCAGUCAUGGCCCUCCAUUAAUUUAUGGAUGGAGUCAGAAGAGAGUGCUGUUCGUAGCUGUCCUCUGUGUCAGCUGACCUUCCCAACUGGUUACCCUGAUGAUGCCCUGAUCAAACACAUCGAUUCCCACUUGGAGAACAGCAAGAUCUGACUUUUUUUUCCCUUUUCUUUUUUAAUUAAGCAUUUUAUUCCCAUUUUCACCCGAGAUGGACACCAGGCCCACUUUGAUAUAUAUAUAUUUUUUUUUAUCCAGGAAUGGUCUGAUGAGCUUGCAUGCUUCUUUCUAUGGAGCUUGCCCAGUACAGCUGCAGUCUUCUGGUACAGGGGUUACAUGCCCUGCUCUAGGGGCACUUACCGCCACCUUUCCAUCCUGAUUGUGGAAUCUAACCAGUGACCUUCCUGUUAUAGACCAAGUUUGUUUUUCUACCCUCCAGGCUCAAGAGUCAUUCUCUUCCUUUUU